Molecule: messenger RNA, 1255 nt
Organism: Zootoca vivipara (common lizard)
Lineage: Eukaryota; Metazoa; Chordata; Lepidosauria; Squamata; Lacertidae
Source: RefSeq, a predicted model, not a curated record
UGCCCCCUGUUCGUCAUAUGUUUAUAGCUCUUGCAUAAAGCCACCAUUAUACAAAAGCCACGCACAAAACACACGCACCCUUCCUCGCAUCGCGAAGCCCCUGUUUCUGCAGUUCAACCCUGGCACAAGAUUCGGCUUGCUGCUUUGUUCAUUUUCCCAGAACCCACGGCCUCCUUCCCCGCCACCGGGCAACGCGCGGAACCUUUCGCCUUCUCUUUCUCUGUGACGCGAGAAGGACUUGUUGAAGCGGAAGGUCACGUGGGCCGCCUGGGCUUUGGCUCCUCCUCCCGCCGCUGUUGCGCCGCUACCUGUAAAGCGCGUCGCUCUCUCGCUCGCCUCCGUCUGUUUGAGGCAGCCUCGGAGAAACGCGCAGGGCCGUUUGGGAGGAGGCGAGGGGGAGCGUGGGCAGAGACCCGAGAGGAGGCAGCAGCUUGAGAGGAAGGAGCUGGACUUGCCUGAGGGAGACGCCGAGCUAGCGCAACUGACGAGGGGUCAAAUCGUGAGGCGGCCAAGGGACGCAGCGCCGGAUCUUGGUCGGGACCUGCUGGCGCUUCUCCCUGCCCGCCCCCCCUCUCCCAUUCGUGGCGGGCGUCGUGAGGUGCCUGCGCGAGCGGUGGUGGCCGGCUUCAUUUUGGGGUGGGGUGGGGCGGAGGGGCAGCCUCUCUGAUUUGGCGCCGCCGCCUUGAUUUCCCGCCGGAAUCUUGGGAGGAAAGGCGCGUGGCGGCGGCGAGGGCGCCAGAGCGAGAGGUGCCGAGGCUCGGGCGGCCGCCUGCCUAAGGCGGCCGCCGAAGGCUGGGGAUGGGCUUAGCCGAGGGCGCUGGCGGUGGCAGCAGCGGGAGCUCCUCGGAGCCCCGGCCUGCUCGCUGUUAGCCAUGGCAAAUGACGGAGGCGGCAGCAGUAGGUACUACUCGGGAGGAGGCGGCGCCGCCAGCGAGAUGAUCAGCGCCAGCAGCAACCUGAACGCGGUCUCCUCGGCGAUCGACACGGUCGUCAUCCCCAUGACCAUGGAGGUCCCCUGCGACCGCGGCCAGCGCAUGUGGUGGGCCUUCCUGGCCUCGUCCAUGGUCACCUUUUUCGGGGGACUCUUUCUUAUCCUGCUCUGGAGGACCCUCAAGUACCUGUGGACCGUCUGCUGCCACUGUGGGGGCAAGGAGAAGGUACAACAGAUAAACCAUCAUCACCACCCCCUGCAGUCACCAAUGUGAGGCAGAUGAAUGAGAAACCGGAGACCCUUUUGUUUCAGCCAUGCCAGGAG